GUUUAAAUACCCAACACGUGACUUCUGAGAUCAUAUGUACUCAUUACAUCAAUAUUUACAAGUUCAGUUAAAUUUUCUGACUUAACUCUAUAGUUUCUGUAAUUUGCAGAAGCAUACUGAACUCUGUUUUGACCAUGGAGUUUCAACCUUCAAAGAUUGCUCGUCUUGCAGAUUCUAGUACUGGGUCACCUCCAAUUGGGCUAGGACUUGCACUUGGACGUGGCGGGGUCUGCGGCGGCAGCGGUGGCGGGUUAAGUGAUGAUGAUCGUCAUAGAGCAUUGGCUCCGACGAGUGGCUACACAAAACCAUCAGCUUCUUCUUGUUGUUAUGGGUUCACAGUUGUUCAACUUGGAGAGCUUCAGCUUCAGUCUCUGAUCUACAAAUAUAUAGAAGCAGGGUGUCCAGUUCCGUACAAUCUUAUUCUUCCUAUUUGGAAAAGUGUUUCUUGCUCCCUCGAUUCAACCUUGUUCCAACUUUUCCCCAGCUUUAUGGGAGUUAGCCAAAUGCAAAUGGAGUAUAGGAACGGGGUUGAGGCAGAGCCGGGGAGAUGUAGAAGAACAGACGGGAAGAAAUGGAGGUGCAGCAAAGAAGCGUUGCCUGACCAAAAGUACUGCGAACGACACAUGCAUAGAGGCCGUCCGCGUUCAAGAAAGCUUGUGGAAGCUGCUUCUCAUGAUCAAACGACAAGUAGUAGUAGUAGUACCAACCUAACCAUUUCACUCCCUGUAACUAGUAACACUGAUCUUUUUUCACUGAGUGGGUUCUAUUGUAACAGUGCCCAUCAUGGGCCUAUUCCAAGGAAUUGAAUAAUGUCCAUUUUCAGUAGGAAA
This is a messenger RNA of Mercurialis annua (annual mercury), 830 nucleotides long. Its product is annotated as growth-regulating factor 10-like. Lineage: Eukaryota; Viridiplantae; Streptophyta; Magnoliopsida; Malpighiales; Euphorbiaceae. Bases 135 to 806 code for a protein of 223 amino acids. Gene Ontology annotation, biological process: DNA-templated transcription; developmental process; regulation of DNA-templated transcription. Gene Ontology annotation, cellular component: nucleus. The transcript is spliced from 2 exons. Gene Ontology annotation, molecular function: ATP binding. The record is from RefSeq and is a predicted model, not a curated record.